AUGGGAAUAUUUAAGAUGGAGGUCAUCUCGUCGUUGGAGACUGUCCUCCUCUCUCACUACCUCACCAAGGAAACCAUAUCCAGAUCCGCCACUACAGCACGAUACAUCCCUUCUGAGACAAGAUAUAUGUUUACUCUUUGGAAGACAAAGUCCAAAACAACCUGCAAGACCAAGUCGAAGACAACGUCGAAAACCCUCUCGAAAAUGUGCGGCGGCGGUCAUUCUCACUCUCACUCUCACUCCCCCCGGGGCAGGGGUCGUCAAUCCCACUCUCACUCCCACUCCCACCACUCUCACUCUCACUCAAGGGGAGGUGGUUGUGGCGGCCACAACCACGGCCACGAUGACCACCCGCCUGUCGGCCGCUAUGAACCGGAACUUGUCCAAAUCGCCGUGCCGGAGCCAGAGGCAAAGCCAUACGUAUGCUUCUGCACCGGCCCAUUCCCUCCGACACCUGCACCCACGCCUGGAUGCUAUCCGAUGGUGUGCUGCUACACGGACGCACCGCCCAGUUGCAACUGGCCGGUUAUGCCUCCCAAUUGCCUCCCUGCCAACUGCCUCCCCCCUGCCAACUGCCUUCCUGCCAACUGUGUGCCAUCCCUGCCACCGGGCAGUUUUUCAUAUGUCUGCCCUCCUCCCCCGGCUUCGGAUGAGUUCAGACUCGAGGUGAUCGACACCAGCGACGGAAGGAACCGCGCUCGCAACGGAGAGAAGUACACCAUCACGAUCGACUCCAAGGCCACCAUUGACGACAUCUUCUACAUGGUCGAUUGGGAAAACCAGAAGGAUGUAUCUGUGCGGUGGAAGAACGAAAUUCUCGAGGAGUUGACCCAGCAGAUUCGGGUGGGCGAACUGAGGCGCAAUGCCAAGUGUCUUGUUGUGACGGACUUUUGCUGCGCUCACUAA
Trichoderma aggressivum f. europaeum is the source of this 906-nucleotide messenger RNA. RefSeq lists its product as uncharacterized. The record is from RefSeq and is a predicted model, not a curated record. The transcript has a single exon. NCBI's taxonomy places the organism in Eukaryota, Fungi, Ascomycota, Sordariomycetes, Hypocreales, Hypocreaceae. Bases 1 to 906 code for a protein of 301 amino acids.